Messenger RNA from Sphenostylis stenocarpa, 1287 nucleotides. The record is from the annotation of a GenBank genome assembly. Lineage: Eukaryota; Viridiplantae; Streptophyta; Magnoliopsida; Fabales; Fabaceae.
AUGUCGUUUUCCUCCCAUGAACUCAUCCUCACUAGCUCACCCGACGGCCCCAUCAUGGUCUAUGACACGGUCAACCGCACCGCCGUGACCCGGUUCUCCGGCAGCCGAUCUCCUUGCCGUGGGCUGACCAUGGCGGGUCGGAGAUUGUUGGCAGUCUCACACGUAUCCUCAGACACUGGUGCAGGCUCCAUCAAUGUCUACAAUUGGCACGGGUCUACUGUGUUUAGGAACUUUCCUUUGCCUGAAGCCGUUGCCCCCAUCGUUGCUACAUCUGAUGGUACAUUUCUCUUUGGUGGUGGAAUCUCAGGGAGAGUUUUAUCCCUUUCAGGUUCUUCUGGGGAUGUGAUUAGAUCAGUCGCUGCACACUCAAGUCCAGUUUCUAGUCUUCAUUUGAGCGAUGAUGGGUCACUUGUUAUUUCAGGCAGUGAAGAUGGCACAAUUGUUGUUGUCCCUACCUUUAAGAUGGUUGUUGUUGGGGUUUCAUCCGAGGAGGAGGACAUGGAUGACUUGAUCUUGCACAAAUGGAAGGCACAUUCUGAUUCUGUGACUGCUUUGAAGUCUGUGAUGGGUACUUUGGUUUCUUGCUCAUUGGACGGCACAUGCAAGUUUUGGAAUCUGGGAAAUUGUGGGAUUCUCAUGAGGACUGUGACAUUCCCAUGUUCUAUUUUUGGGGUUGUCUUGGAUUCUACAGGGUCAGCAUUUUACGCUGCUGGUUCAGAUGGGUUUGUUUAUCAUGGGUUGGUGAAGGUUGAGAGUAGAAAAUUACCAAAUAAGGUCUGUGAGGUGAGCACCUGGCCUCAGGGUCAUAGUGGGUCAAUUGUGUCAUUGGUUUUGGUGAAUGAAGAGAGGAAUUUGGUGUCUGCUGCAGAAAAUGGGAGUGUGUGGAUGUGGAAUGUGAAGAAAGGAGAAGUCAUAUUGGUUUUUGGGGAUGAAUUGAUAAACAUUAGUGAUAUGAUUGUGAUGAAGGGAAAUAUUGGUGGAUUUGGAGUUGGAAAGAGAAAUAAUGUUGCAGUUGGGGAAGGUAAUGGGUUAUUCACUUCUUCUGGUUUAUGUGACCAAGAGAUGAUUAAGACUCUAAAGCAAAUCACAGAGCUUGGGGAGAUCAAGGAUGUGGUGGUGCAAGAUAAGAAAAAGGCCAUUGACAUGUUGGAAUCUGCCAUUGAAAUGUAUGAGAGACUUUUGAAGCUUAUCCUUAAGGAAGCUACCAAAGCCAUUGAAGAGGAAGAAGAGGAUGAAGAUGACAGAGAAGAGCAACAAGCAAAAGAUGAUAAGAAGGAAGACCAUUAA